Alternaria ventricosa is the source of this 1116-nucleotide messenger RNA. RefSeq lists its product as uncharacterized. Lineage: Eukaryota; Fungi; Ascomycota; Dothideomycetes; Pleosporales; Pleosporaceae. The record is from RefSeq and is a predicted model, not a curated record. The transcript has 3 exons. The coding region runs from base 1 to 1116 and encodes 371 amino acids. Gene Ontology annotation, biological process: regulation of DNA-templated transcription.
AUGGCCGAAGUCAUAGGCCUCGCAGCUAGCAUCAUCCAGAUCGCGGGGGCUGGCGCCAAGCUCAGCGUCGCGUUGUACAAUUUCACGAACUCAGCCGCGCGGGCAGACCAAGACAUCAAGGACAUUGCCGACGAUGUAGAGCUUACAUCGAAUGCGCUCGAAAGCGUAGGCAGAGUGUUUGAGUCCGAGGAGGCCGGAUCCAUCGUGUCGAAGAAGGCUAUCCAGGACGCUAACAGCAUUAUCAAAAAGUGCCAAAGCGUCUUCGACGAAGUAUCAGAGAUAGUAGAGAAGAGGAGAAGGACCGUAAAGGAUGGAAAGAAAAGUUUGAGCAUGAUGGGUAAGCUGGCCUGGCCGAUGAAGGAACAGCGGGUCGAAUUGAACCGAAAGAGACUUGAGAGUUUGAAGAAUAGCCUUGUGCUUUUGUUGCAUGUCUUACAAUUAGCCCAGGGUCAGGCGCGAGGAAGGAUGGAAAAAGGUGUCUUGGAUGAAGAGCGUGAGAAGAUCCGCGAACUGCACCAGCGACAGCAGGAUUCACUCAAAAGCCUGCAAGCUCUCGAAAAUAGAUUCUGCCAUAUCGCAAUCAACGACGAAGAAACGCUUCGAGGAUCAAGCGUCGCCUCUCGUGUUCCAACUUUGGAGCUUAUGGCCAACGCUCCGGUUGUGGAGCUGCCUCCGCUAGAGAAAGUCCCAGAGCUUCAGCCAAACACCAUUACCAUCGAACUCUCGACCCCAAAUAAUUCGGACACUUCUGACAGCGACGCAACGAUGUCAGGCGAUGACAAUGAAGAGCAGAUCUCGACCGAAGAGCUGGCAAAAGCAGCGGACCAUGUGAAGAACCUUUUAAAGCGCAUCACAAUGCUACAGAAGAGCUUCGAUAUCGACAAGAAGAAACAUCGAAAGCGACACGUGCACAAGAUGUAUCAACGCUUUUGCCGCAGAUUUGAAUCCGGUAUCAGGCUUCCGUCAGCUACCGACUUUGGAAAGGUUUCUCCAUUCAUCGAUUUCGAUGUGAACGACAACUCGGGCAGUCUGGAGAACUUCGACUUCGAUAGCUUUCUUCACGUUCCGGAUGAGAGCACGCAAUUCAACUCUCUUACCACAACCGUGGAGCGCUAA